This is a messenger RNA of Medicago truncatula (barrel medic), 1372 nucleotides long. Its product is annotated as polygalacturonase. Lineage: Eukaryota; Viridiplantae; Streptophyta; Magnoliopsida; Fabales; Fabaceae. The transcript has 4 exons. Bases 15 to 1274 code for a protein of 419 amino acids. The record is from RefSeq and is a predicted model, not a curated record. Gene Ontology annotation, molecular function: polygalacturonase activity. Gene Ontology annotation, biological process: carbohydrate metabolic process.
UAAUAAAAGGAGAUAUGAAGUUCAGCACUGUCAUUAUUGUUUCAUUCCUAUUCCUUGCUGACUUUUGUGCAGCUCAAUCUGGGGUCCUUGACAUAGCAAAAUUUGGAGGAAAACCAAAUUCUGAUAUCGGGAUGGCUUUGACAGCUGCUUGGAAGGAAGCAUGUGCAUCAACAACUGCAGCGAAAAUAGUGAUUCCAGCUGGUACAUACCAGUUGAAUGGAAUUGAACUUAAAGGUCCUUGUAAGGCUCCUAUUGAACUUCAAGUUGAUGGAACAAUUCAAGCACCUGCAGACCCUAGCGUAAUAAAAGGGACCGAACAAUGGUUCAAGUUUCUAUAUAUGGACCAUCUUACCUUAUCAGGCAAAGGAGUUUUUGAUGGUCAAGGUGCAUCUGUUUACAAAAAAGCUCAACCUGCAGCUGCUUGGAGUGGUAAAGGCGGUAACUCAAAAAAUUUCAUGAAUUUCGGUUUUAAUUUCGUCAACAAUUCCCUCGUCCACGGCGUUACUUCUAAGGACAGCAAAAAUUUCCAUGUUAUGGUUUUCGGAUGCAAUAAUAUUACAUUUGAUAGCUUCACAAUUACUGCCCCUGGAGACAGUCCCAACACUGAUGGAAUCCACAUGGGAAAAUCAACUGGUGUUAAAAUUCUUAACACUAACAUCGGUACCGGAGAUGACUGUGUCUCAAUUGGUGAUGGUAGUAAACAAAUCACUGUCGAAGGUGUGAAGUGUGGACCUGGUCAUGGUCUUAGUAUUGGAAGCCUUGGAAAGUUUACGACUGAAGAAAAUGUAGAGGGGAUUACAAUUAAGAACUGUACUCUGACAGCAACUGACAAUGGUGUGAGGAUCAAGACUUGGCCUGAUGCACCGGGAACAAUUACUGUUUCUGAUAUACAUUUUGAAGAUAUUACCAUGACGAAUGUCAAGAACCCUGUCAUCAUAGACCAAGAGUAUUGUCCAUGGAACGCGUGCUCCAAAAAGAAUCCAUCAAAAAUAAAGUUAAGCAAGAUUACAUUCAAGAACGUUAAGGGAACCUCAGGAACUGCAGAAGGAGUUGUUCUUAUUUGCAGCAGUGCCGUACCAUGUGAUGGUGUCGAGCUAAAUAAUGUUGAUCUCAAAUUCAAUGGAGCACCAACCACAGCGAAGUGUACCAAUGUCAAACCUAUAGUUACAGGAACAGCUCCUGUAUGUCAAGCUCCAGGUGCAGCUCCAGCUGCAUCCACAACUGCAUCUCCAGCUGCUGGAAAAGCUCCUGCUGGAAAAUCUCCUGCUAAAUAAUUUUGAUUCUUUUUUUUUCUCAUUAUCUUUAAAGAGUAGACAAACCAUCCCCAUAAUGCGAGGAUGUUGACAGAUAGUAGUAUAGUCUCAUGGGAAUA